UACGGCCCUGGCUAAUCUUUCUCUUGCUGAAUUGCUUGUGCAAACAGAAACUUUUGCCCUGUGAUUCACCCACAUGCUGGCCACUUGUGCACAGCUGAGAGCAAGGAAGAGGACGAUGGGCUGCCUGGGGACCUUGCUGCUGCUCUGCCUCCCCUCCCUCCUUCAGGUGGCCAGCUCCAGCGAGGACCACAUCUCCCUGAGCGUCCACGCACUGAACGUGCUCACUGGCCUUCCUGCCACCGGCCUGACCGUGUGCCUCUCGCAGGUCCUGGCUCCCAGCUCCCAGCUCCCAGACCACAACCAGACGUGGAUGGACCUAAUGACAAGCAACACCAGCACCGACGGGCGCAUGGACAAGAGUGAGCUGGCCUCCCUGCGGCUGGAGCCUGGCACCUACAGGUUGCGCUUUGCCACAGGAGCGUACUGGCUGCAACAGGGCCGCACCAGCCUAUAUCCUUACGCAGAUGUUGUCUUCAUGGUCACAGCAGCGGAUCUAAAGCUGCACAUCCCCUUGCUGCUCAGCCCCUAUUCCUACAUUACCUACCGGGGGAACUAGCGGAAGAGCCAAGAGGGCUGUUUGGAGAGUCUUCGGGAUCCCGGGCACCCCAGAUGGGGUGGCACCCAAGACCAGCCGUGGUGCCAGCUCAAGACUAAUUUCUUUAGUUUUAUCACGACUAAUAAACAAUCUACCUUGCAAGGUU
Messenger RNA from Candoia aspera, 701 nucleotides. RefSeq names its product 5-hydroxyisourate hydrolase-like. Gene Ontology annotation, biological process: purine nucleobase metabolic process. The transcript is spliced from 4 exons. Gene Ontology annotation, molecular function: hydroxyisourate hydrolase activity. The record is from RefSeq and is a predicted model, not a curated record. NCBI's taxonomy places the organism in Eukaryota, Metazoa, Chordata, Lepidosauria, Squamata, Candoiidae. Bases 74 to 556 code for a protein of 160 amino acids.